Messenger RNA from Prunus persica (peach), 933 nucleotides. RefSeq names its product V-type proton ATPase 16 kDa proteolipid subunit. NCBI's taxonomy places the organism in Eukaryota, Viridiplantae, Streptophyta, Magnoliopsida, Rosales, Rosaceae. Gene Ontology annotation, molecular function: proton-transporting ATPase activity, rotational mechanism. The transcript is spliced from 3 exons. Gene Ontology annotation, cellular component: proton-transporting V-type ATPase, V0 domain. Bases 194 to 694 code for a protein of 166 amino acids. The record is from RefSeq and is a predicted model, not a curated record. Gene Ontology annotation, biological process: proton transmembrane transport.
UGACCGCAAGCCGUGCGCCACUCUAAAUCAAAAUCAACCGUCCUCUUCCGAUUCAACUCUCUCCUCUCUCUCUCUCAUAAAAAUCCAGAAGCCACAGAAUUUCAUACAUUAAACAACAAUAGAGCUUUAUCUUCUUCAUCCAAACCCCAGAUUCGCGCACACAACCAAUCCCCGCAACCAAACACACACAGACAUGGCUUCUUCUACCUUCAGCGGCGACGAAACCGCUCCUUUCUUCGGCUUCCUCGGAGCCGCCGCAGCUCUCGUCUUCUCCUGCAUGGGUGCGGCUUACGGCACAGCAAAGAGUGGGGUGGGUGUGGCCUCCAUGGGAGUGAUGCGGCCUGAGCUGGUGAUGAAAUCGAUCGUGCCGGUGGUUAUGGCUGGAGUGCUUGGGAUCUAUGGGCUCAUCAUAGCUGUUAUUAUUAGCACCGGGAUUAACCCAAAGGCCAAAUCUUAUUACCUCUUUGAUGGGUACGCGCACUUGUCCUCUGGCCUUGCUUGUGGUCUCGCCGGACUGUCCGCCGGAAUGGCCAUUGGGAUAGUCGGUGACGCCGGUGUCCGGGCUAAUGCACAGCAGCCAAAGCUCUUCGUUGGUAUGAUUCUUAUCCUUAUCUUCGCCGAAGCUCUUGCCUUGUAUGGCCUCAUUGUGGGGAUCAUCCUCUCAUCCCGAUCAGGGCAAUCUCGCGCAGAUUAAGGAAGUCAAGUUUGUUGCUCCUCUAGAUUAUUUGAAGAGGAUAUUAUUAUUAUGCCUUUACAAUGGUGUUGUCUCUAUAUAGCUUGGUUAAUUUUAGUUAGAGUUAUAUUAUUUGAGCUGCACGAUGCCUGUAGUUAUGAAGAAACAAUUGUUUUGAAUGUCAGUUUUCUCAUGCUCCAAAAUAAGGACAGAUUAGUUAAUGAAAACUUAACCUUGUUGAAGAGGAUUGGUGUUUUUAA